Galendromus occidentalis (western predatory mite) is the source of this 2670-nucleotide messenger RNA. RefSeq names its product C-Maf-inducing protein. Bases 1 to 2670 code for a protein of 889 amino acids. The transcript has 11 exons. Lineage: Eukaryota; Metazoa; Arthropoda; Arachnida; Mesostigmata; Phytoseiidae. The record is from RefSeq and is a predicted model, not a curated record.
AUGCCCAGCGCAAAGUCCGUGUUGGCCUCGCGCCGGGGUGGGCCCAAUCUAAAUCUGAAUUUGAGCCAGAGCACCCUUGAGCUGCCGGCCCACAAACUCCAUCGGCAGAAUAGCUCCGAAUCGACUCUGUCGUCCGACUCGGGUCUCUGCUCUAGUCCGGGAACUGGCUUCCUGUCCGUGGCACCGAGCUGUCCGUCAUCUUGCUCGGCUCCUUCGAGUCCCAUAGGGCCAAAGUUCAAGUUGACUCGAGAAUUCGAUGCCGCGGUAUGUCGACUGAAUCAACACAAGACGCUCGUAUCCAAGAUACUGAGCUCUCGAUUCCUUCGUCGGUGGGAGAAUCAUUCUGUGAGACUGAAUCAGUUCUCGAUCGAUUCGGUGCAGAACACAGGUUUCAUGGCGGAGCCCAUCCCCUACGAUAGCAUUACUGAGGUUUACGCGACAAAGCGCUGGGAUCCUCAUCACAAGUUUUGUUUGCGGAUUGCUCUUGCGGACGGUACUUCUGCUUUGCUUCAGGCACCCAGCUCCUACCUUCGGGACCAAUGGCUCCAUUCGAUCCUGUGGCUGAAGCAGAUUUCGAAAUUCUCGCUCGAUGCAGUCAGAAAUCGGGAGAACGAUUUCGGUGUGAUCCUCAAAAACAUGAAGACGAUGGUCGACCUUUCGUUAACGACGCCGCUUCAGGACACGAGCAUAUAUCAGACGACUCUUGACAUUUUGUGCGACUAUCUACAUAAUAUUGAUAACGCGAAUUCGGACGAUUUGAGCGGCUGCUAUGGAAAUCAGGUGAUCGCUGUGAUGUCGCCGCUCCUCGAGAGGUGUACUCCAACCCAACCCAUCUGCGAAUAUCUUUGUAAGUUAUGCGACAGCGAUUUGCCCCUGGUCACAGGCCAACUGGCCUCCGUUAUCGAACGGAUCAUCAAACGAAACACGGAUUUCGGAAAGUAUCCUGGAUCUCGACGUCUCGUCGAAUGCUAUUUGAAGGCAUUGUCUCGGCUGAACAAGCACUCGCGGCGGAACCUCGGCCAGAGUCCUAGGAAGAGAGCGCGCAGCCGAUCGGCAGAACGCUGUCUCGAUUCAUUCGACUGCCAUUUCGAAAAGGAGCGCAGCAAUAAAAGCGGCAGCUCAUUGUCGGUAGUGACGUCCAACUACCGACCGGCGACGAUUCACGAGCAAUGCGCCGGUGGUCACUAUCAAGGCACGAGUUCGUUGAGCGUGUUCAACGUCAGCGGACUUUCGUCCGAAGGUCAACACCUCGAAACUCCCACUUUCAGCAACCUUAGCAGUGACGCAUUUCGGACCGAGAGCCAACUGAGCCACGAUCAAAUGAUAGCCACGAUCAAUUCGAGUGGGAGCAUCAUCAACGUACAACUCUGCCCGGACUCGACGGACGAAGUCGAGGGUGGACAAAACGACGACGGGAAGACCGCUGAGGUCGAGAACAACAGGCUCGAUGUGCCGUCGGCUUUAGAAGACGAGGUAUUCUGCUGUGAAGAAAACGUACGGACCAACCUGCGGCACAAAUCAGCCUGCGCCGUCGAAGCGUUCACGAGGCAAAUGCACGGCAACUCCAGUGCGUGCCCUCAUCCGCGCAUACUCCCCAAUCUCGUGGCAGUUUGUCUCUCGGCUCUCUACAGAGCGUUUAGUCAAACCAAGGAUCUCAGGACGAAAUGUGAUGAUCCGGACGUAUUGUGCUUUAUUCAGAUCCUCUCGGUUCUUUCCGAGUUUGAAGAUUGGCGAUUACCGCUAUCGCAAAUCCUUCAACCCAUCCCUUUCCCUAGUAUUUUCAUUGAGGCCACGAUACUCUUCGCUGAAAAAAUGUCGACGAUCGUUUGGCAGUUCGCCAGCGAUUCCCGAUGCGAGGUGCACCAAUGCCUCGUUGGAGUCCGCCAGAACAAAAAUGGCUGGCUGCAGAUUUUUGCCGCCGGCCACGAUAGUGAGAUGUACAGUAAAAUGUGCCAUGCGCUUUUGAAAUGCAACUGCCUGCGGAAAGCCUUCUUGAGCGACACGUUCACCAGCUCAUGGGCUCUCGAGCCGCUGAUUCUCAGUUCUCUACGGCAUCAGGCUGUCGCGGUGCAAUGUUUAGCCAUCCUUCUCGAAAACGAUCUCAUAAAGGGCGAAGACCUCAGAAGUUCGGCACAAGCAGCCCUGCAAUCCAGUGUAUUCGGACGGAGGCUUUUCGAGACAAUCCAAGCCAAAAAGCAGAUGUACACAAGAAAUUUCGAGCAGUCCGGUUCUAGUCGUGUGAGAUCGUUGAGUACAAUCUCGCUCCCUCCGAAAUCCAAUGACAAUGACUUUCAUCUACUCCUGAGUAAUUUGAGUGGCGUACACGAUCUGGUCAAAGUUCACACUCUGACCUUAGCCUUCACCGAGAUCACCGACCGGAGCAUCGAUGCCAUAACGCAAUUGAGAGGUCUCAAGAAACUCAAUCUUUGGGCCUCCAAGAUAAGCGAUGUAGGUCUGGAAGCUAUCUGCUAUAGCCUCAAGGAUCUCGAAGAUGUGAAUCUUUGUGAGACUCCUAUCGGAGAACGUGGGGUCGAGGCGCUCACAUCGCUUGAUAAACUUCGAAUCGUAAAUCUCAAUUCUACAAAAGUCACCAUGGAUGCAUACUGCAAGUUGAAGGAGCGAUUCCCCGAUAUGGAAAUCUGCGAUGUUCGCUACACAGAUGCCUGGUGA